AUCAUGCAUUCACAUUAAACAAGUAUUGUGCUUUGCUAUUCUAGUCUCAGCUUGCUCUGAGGAGUGAAGAAUAUCGACAAUUAUUUCGGCUUCCACCCGAAGAAGUGCUUGUUCAAGAUUUCAAUUGUGCAUUCCAGGAGAGUAUUCUUCUUCAGGGUCAUAUGUACCUUUUUCUUCAUUAUAUAUGCUUUUACUCCAACAUUUUUGGAUUUGAGACAAAGAAAACAAUUGCAUUUAAUGAGAUUACAAGUGUAAAAAGAGCAAAGACUGCUGGAAUCUUUCCUAAUGCUAUAGAAAUUAUUGGUGGAGGAAGAAAGUAUUUCUUUGCAUCAUUUCUAUCUCGUGAUGAGGCAUUCAAGCUUAUUAAUGAUGGAUGGGAGCAACAUAGUAAUGGAGCCGAGGCUGCAAUAGAACAACAGUUAGUUAUAAGUAAAAACCUUUCAGCAUCUGAUUCAAAAUCAAUUUCUGAGUCUAGCAGCCAAGAGAAUGGAUUUGUUGCAAUUGAAAAGGUCAACAGCUUUAAACGCCCAAUCGAUGAGCUGGAUACUGCUGACAGGGAUAAGGCUGCUUCCACUUCAAAUGCUGCUCAGUUUUCACCCAAUGUUGAAAAUGACUUGGAAGUGGAAAAUGAUCUGGAUCUACCUAUAAAUACUGAUCCUUCAUCCUCCUUAGAUACUUGCAUUUGGAAGCCAGAGAAUUUUGAUGCACCUAAGGUUCCUGAAGAUUAUACAAAGGUUGCAGAAGCAAAGUUUCCGAUUAAGGUAGAGGAGUUUUUCAAUUUGUUUUUUUCAGAUAGCGCCAUUAGUUUCGUUGAAGCUUUUCAUAAAAGAUGUGGGGAUAAAGAAUUUAGGUGCUCUUCAUGGUACCCUCAUGACAAAUUUGGACAUGCACGUGAUGUGUCAUUUCAACAUCCCAUAAAAUUUUACCUUGGGGCUAAAUUUGGCAGCUGUCAAGAGGUCCAGAAGUUCCGAAUUUACAGAAACAGGUUUCUAUUUCUCUUUCAGGCAUUUUGCAUUUUGCUAUUUUGCAUUAUGUAUUCAUAUAUUCUUCUAGACAUUCUGACUUCUACUCUUGACAGUCAUUUGGUUAUUGAGAGCUCACAAAGAAUCAAUGACGCACCAUAUGGAGAUUAUUUUCUUGUGGAGGGGCUUUGGCAUGUAGAGAAAAAUACUAAUCGAUCACAAGAAGGCUGUGCCUUGCGGGUUUAUAUAAAUGUGGCUUUUAGCAAGAAAACAAUUUGGAAAGGGAAAAUAGUGCAGGCUACUUUGGAUGAGUGUCGAGAGACUUACGCAUCAUGGAUAGACACGGCACGAGAAAUCUUGAAGCAGAAACCUGAUAAAGAAGGUUCAACAGGGCUGAAUGUUGCUUUAAGCUCUGUUCAGAAUGGUGAUCAUCCGAUGGGAAAAGAAGCUAGGACCCAGGAACCUUCCGAAAGGUCACCCAACCUUUCAGAACCGCCUGAUUCUAUGGAUGGUAACCAACAGAUGGGGAAUCUCUUGGAUGGAAGUUUUAUUGAUGCUACAUCGGUCACAACUCUGUUGAGAGAGCUUGUGAGGAAAUCAUAUUCUUUCUUAAACAAUCAAAGUCGUAUUUCCCUAGUGGUAGCCAUUGCCUUUGUUGUGAUCUUCCUAAUGCAGAUGAGCAUACUUGUGCUAAUAAACAGACCUCAGCACGUUCAUGUCACAUAUCCGGUGGAAUACAUGGGUGGCAUGGGCGGUGAAUGGUCAACUGAAAACGUGGCUUGGUUGGAGAAGCGGGCACACCACCUUAAAGAUGAAAUGCUCAUGCUUGGGGCUCGAUUGGAAAGGUUGCAGCAUGACUAUGCCGCCUUGAAAGCACAGCUCGAAGGAUUAGAGCAUCCAAGAAAACGUAGAUAACAUUACAACAAUUUGUAUAAAAAUAUUUGUUUGUAGAUUUUUACUCGGGUAAAUUCUUUGCUUUUUCACAUAACUGAUAUAAAAUGAAGUUUUAGUU
This is a messenger RNA of Rubroshorea leprosula, 1974 nucleotides long. The record is from the annotation of a GenBank genome assembly. Lineage: Eukaryota; Viridiplantae; Streptophyta; Magnoliopsida; Malvales; Dipterocarpaceae.